Molecule: messenger RNA, 1509 nt
Organism: Hansenula ciferrii
Lineage: Eukaryota; Fungi; Ascomycota; Saccharomycetes; Phaffomycetales; Wickerhamomycetaceae
Gene: ICP55
Product: aminopeptidase
Exons: 1
Coding region: 1-1509 (502 amino acids)
Cellular component (GO): mitochondrion
Molecular function (GO): manganese ion binding; metalloaminopeptidase activity
Source: RefSeq, a predicted model, not a curated record
AUGCUUAGAUCUAAAAUACCCUCAUAUGUCACAAAUAUCACUAGAUCUGUUAGAUCUUAUUCCCAGAGAGUAGCACCACCAUUCACAGCUGGUCAACCUCUGUUUGAGACCAGACCUUUCAUGGUGCAACCUGGAGAAUUGACACCAGGUAUAACAGCAUUAGAAUAUUUUCAAAGAAGAAUAGAUCUUGCAUCUAAAUUACCAGAUCAAUCACUUGCCGUUAUCGUUGGCUCACAGGUUCAAUUCGCAUCCGGAAGUGUGUUUUAUGAUUUUCAACAAAAUAAUGACUUAUAUUACCUUUCAGGUUGGAACGAACCAGAUUCAGUUAUUGCAAUUGAAAAACCAACCUCAAGAUUAGAAGAUGUUACUUUUCAUAUGAUUGUUCCUCCAAAAGAACCAUUAGCUGAACAAUGGGAUGGGUUCAGAACUGGUGUCAAAGGUGUUGUUGAAAUCUUUAAUGCUGAUGAAUCAGAAGAUAUAUAUAGAUUAGCACCAUAUAUGGAAAAACUCAUAAACAGAAAUAGAAAUAUAUUUAUUGACUUACCAGAAGGCACCAAGAAACAAACAACAUCAACAACUUUUUCAAAUUUUUUUAACAUUGGUUCAAAUGCCAAAAUGAGCUCUAUAGAGAAUUUAUUGAAAAGUACCAGUGGGAAAUCUAUCAAGCCAUUAUCACCUUACGUUUCAGAAAUGCGUCUCAUUAAAUCUUCUGCUGAAUUGAAUGUCAUGAGAAGAGCAGGUCAAAUAUCUGGAAGAGCAUAUAAUGAAACAUAUGCCAAACGCUUCAAAACUGAAAGAACUUUGAAAUCAUAUCUAGAGUAUAGAUUUGUUUCUGGAGGUUGUGAUAAAUCAGCUUAUAUUCCAGUUGUUGCUGCAGGAUCAAAUGCUUUAUGUAUCCACUAUACUAGAAAUGAUGAUAUGUUAUUUGAAGAUGAAAUGGUCUUAGUUGACGCAUCUGGGAAAUUGGGUGGUUAUGCUUCUGAUAUUUCAAGAACAUGGCCAUCAUCUGGUAAAUUCUCACUUGCACAAAAAGAAUUAUAUCAAGCUGUCUUGAAUGUUGAAAAAGAAUGUAUUACAAAAUGUACAGAAGACCAUAACUUAAGCUUACAAGAAUUACACGAUAUGAGUGUCUUGCUGAUGAGAAGAGAACUAAGAAACUGUGGAUUUGGUGAAUUGACACAUCGUGAUGUUUCUAAACUAUACCCUCAUUAUAUUGGUCAUAAUCUUGGAUUAGAUGUUCAUGAUGUUCCCCGUAGCUCAAGAAAUUCCAAAUUGAAAGCAGGCCAAGUCAUAACUAUUGAACCUGGUGUUUAUGUCCCUGAUGAUCAUGCUUUUCCUAAAGGUUUUAGAAAUAUUGGUAUUAGAAUUGAAGAUGAUAUAGCUAUUGGAAAAGAUACAUAUAGAAACUUAACAGUUGAAGCUGCUAAAGAAAUUGAAGAUAUCGAAAGAAUUGCAGAAUUUGGGGUUACUACGCCUAAUCUAGAGGAUGAGGUUGUUGAAGUGUUUUAA